AUGGAUCCGGAAAGCAAGAAUUUUGGAAGAGGACCAAGAGAGCUGACUGGUGCUGUUGAUCUUAUAAGCCACUACAAGUUGUUGCCCCACCACGAAUUUUUCUGCAAGCGGUCACUUCCUUUGUCAAUUGCAGACACACAUUAUCUUCACAAUGUGGUGGGAGACACAGAAAUUAGGAAAGGAGAAGGGAUGCAAUUGGAUCAGCUUAUCCAGAAUACCUCGAGAGAUAGUAAUGCACGCAUACAGCCCUUUGACCUGGAUGUACUUAGAGAGGCCUUCCAACUGAAGGAAACUACUCCCAUAGAUUUGCCUUCUGCAGAGAAGGGGACUCCUACCAUCGCUGGGAAAUCAAAAGGUGAGUCCAAGGACAAGGAUAGGAAGCAUAAAAAACACAAAGAUAGAGAUAAGGAGAAGGAUAAAGAGCAUAAGAAACAUAAACACCGUCAUAAAGAUAAAGAUCGAAGUAAAGACAAAGACAAGGAGAAGAAGAAGGAUAGGAGUGGGCAUCAUGAUUCUGGUGCUGAUCACUCCAAAAAGCACCAUGAAAAGAAAAGGAAGCAUGAUGGAGAUGAAGAUCUUAAUGAUGUGCAUAAGCACAAAAAAAGUAAGCAUAAGAGCUCAAAGAUUGAUGAAAUUGGUGUGAUAAAGUUUGGAAGGGGUUUUGACUUAAUGUUGUCCAUUUUUUUGAGUUUACUACCUUUAAUGGGAAAUGGAGCUAAGUUCAAGGAGAUGAAGGUUGUGGUAGAGGUGGCUAUAGGUAGGCCUGGAGGAAAAGAAGAUCUUGAAUUAGGUUUUGAAUUGACUGCAAAUGUGAGAAUGGUGAAUUCACCUGUCAAGAACAUUUGGAUGCUGGGUAGAACUUUGCUUGAAACGGAACUUUGUAUCAUAACAAUGUUAUAG
Messenger RNA from Dovyalis caffra, 900 nucleotides. Lineage: Eukaryota; Viridiplantae; Streptophyta; Magnoliopsida; Malpighiales; Salicaceae. The record is from the annotation of a GenBank genome assembly.